UAUAGACUUGUCAAAUAAGCUAAAUAUAUUAAGCCUUUGUUAUCAAGCCCCGAAGAAAUCAUGCGAUUGUAUCGUCGAAGCUAAUCAUUCAUUCUAUCCGAAAGCCGUCGCCGUCCGUAAACAUAAUUGAAAAAUACCAGAGAGCAAAAUAACGCACGAGUGCUUCAGCGACAAUCCAUUUCGGCACGGUGAAAAUAACGGUGAUUUUCUACGCGAUUUUGUAAUUCGACGAGAGAACCGUUGCAAAAGUGUAGUGAAACAAAUGUUUCAUAGACAUCUGGACAUCAUACUGGUGUAGCAUCAUCGACUAUUCAUCGAUAGUUGCGGCACGAUCAAAGGUGAUUCAAAGAUCGUCGACGAUAUGUCCUCGGAAAUCCACGGACUUCCGUGAAAAAAUUAAUUUCGGGACUUGAAGUGAAUAUCGACGAAAAGAUGGCGGACCGACAGAGAAGAAGUCGAUACUUGACCAUCAGUAUACUGCAUAUUAUCACAAUAAUGUGCCAAGCCAUGUCCGACCCGCCAAUAUUUGCCGAGCCGAUACCAAAUGUCACAGUGGCGCUGGGAAGGGACGUUAGUCUGCCCUGUGUCAUCGAAAAUCUCGGAACUUACAAGGUGGCGUGGAUUCACGUUGGUCGUCAAAUGCUGCUCACUAUUCACAAGCACGUGGUCGUGAAAGUACCCAGGUUUUCCGUGACACAUGACAAUCAGAAAACAUGGUUGCUUCAUAUUAAUAGCGUGCAACAGGACGAUCGGGGUUACUAUAUGUGCCAAGUAAAUACUAAUCCUAUGAUAAGCCAAGUGGGCUAUCUUCAAGUCGUUGUGCCACCAAACAUAUUGGAUUCCCUUUCUACGGAAAGCACCGUGGCAGUUCGAGAACAUCAGAAUAUUACUCUCACAUGUAAAGCCGAUGGAUAUCCACCGCCAAAAUUAAUGUGGAAACGAGAGGAUGGCCAAGUAAUAAGCAUUAACAAGCACCAUAAAGUGACCCUGUAUGACGGCGAGCAAUUAAACUUGACGAGGAUCACACGCAGCGAAAUGGGCGCUUAUCUCUGCAUCGCGACCAAUGGCGUGCCGCCCACGGUCAGCAAGAGGAUCAUCGUGGAUGUCGAAUUUUCUCCAAUGAUCUUCGUGCCGAAUCAGCUUGUCGGUGCGCCAACUGGCACGAACGUAACGAUCGACUGUCAUACGGAAGCUUAUCCCCGUGCCAUGAGCUACUGGUUUCUGGGAGAUGAGAUGAUUCUCUCCAACGAGAAGUACACCACGAAUACUAUGGAGAACAGCUACCGCGCGCACAUGAGGCUCACCAUCAGAAACUUGACAGCGAGUGACUUCGGUAGCUACCGGUGCAUUAGCAAAAACUCACUGGGCGAGACGGAGGGAUCCAUCAGAUUAUACCCUAUUCCGAAGCCAUCGGCGGCACCGAAGGCGACGGAGAUCAAGAGCAGCGCCAACAAUGAAGGACGACCGAGCACGCCACCGCCAGCAAAAAGGCUGACCACCGUGUGGCCCUCGUCGUACAACCCCUACUAUCCGAAAAGGACAGAGAGGCCACCUCAACCGAGUGAGGAGAGGGUCGAGAGGCCCGAGCAGAAGCUACGUGGUGGCGAAAGUACAGGAAGCGCAUACAUCAUCAGAUGGAGUGCGCCGCAGUUGAUGGUCGUGGCGGUGCAAUACAUUCUUACGGGGCCCUAUAUGCCCCCUUACGUACCCCAGACAGCGAAUUAAGACGUCCGUCGCAGGAAAAGAACCCACUGUCGUGCCGUUGACCUGGAGGAAGGGGGUCGCCGACGAACACGAGAGGAAGAGCCGAGAUGAUGCUCUGGUUUCUAAAAUAUAUAUAUAUAUAUAUAUAUAUUGUCGCGUAUCUUUCCGCGCGGAAUGCGCUUUUUGCGGAGCCGCGUCGUGCACACGGAUUCUGAAGUGUGCUGAUGGACAGGAAAUGCGCUCGCGAAUGAGUAACUGGUAACUGGUUUAUGACCGACAUACACCAAUCUAUUCUGAUCUGAAAUGGAUUCCGAUUUUGCUUUAUGUACCCGCUCGCCGAUCGAAAUGGUCGAUCAUUGUGAAAUCCGAUUGAGAGAUUUUCACAACGACAGCGAAGCAUUACGUAAUUUUAUUCUUAUUAAACGAUUCUCCCGCAGAUGAUACCGCUGAAAUACCUGGCUGUGCUCGAUAAAGUCUGUUCUCUGUUAUGGACGUCGUAUAAUUCUCGUAUGAAAUCGUUUUCACGCGCGGGAUCGAUAAGCCACCAUGCUCGGUUUGAUCUCACCUAAACCGAAGUUUAAAAUUUAAACGAACAGCUAGAAAAACAAGCGGACAGUCCUACGAUAUAUAUUAAUCGAUAAGCCUUGAUAUUAAAUAAACUCUAAAUAUUAAUACAUCACAUAAUGUGUCGCGGAUAUAUUUGAAAGUACGUCAGAUAAUUUUAACCGAAGAUAAAAUAAUAUUUGAAUAAAUUUCUCUUAUUGAGUUAUAUAACAUCAAAUUUUUCUAGACUAGCUUUUGUGAUUUCACGAAAUACAUUCUUUUAAUAACUUGUUUUAAUAACGCGAUACAUGUACAAUAAUGUACGUGCACCAUACGUGAAAAUUGCAUGAGAUACCCUAACCAUUUAACUUUAAUAUACGUUUUCACCAGAUCGUUUAUGACACGCGCGCGCGCGAUAUUGUAUCAAAUAAAACCAAUGAAUUUUUUUUCAAUUGGUAUUCAAGGGUCGUUGUUCCGUAAUGUGAAAAUAAAACAAGUAAUGAUCACAAAGACACAAAGGAAUUGUGCAUUUUCUCGAAUGUAAAUUUACGUGUAAAUGUACAUACACCUUGAGACCAACAUGUUAUGACGAAGCGUCUAAGAGAUCUCUCUAGAGAAUUCUCCAGGAGGAAUUUGAUUAAUGCCUCGGCACGUGAAAAAUAGCGGGGGCGCGGUUACGACUCCUUGAAAUAGCGUGUCAAUGACGUAAGGGUCAUCGAGGAAUUUUUCAUGGAUCGAAGAAAAUGUAUAAUUUAGCGUACCUUCGACAAAAAUUCACUAAAAACUCUAAUAAAAUUAUAGCGGAAUUACGACAUAAAAUGUUUUAUUAGAAUUGAAGUAUACAUCCGAAUCAUAAUGUAUACGUGCAAAUAAAUACGUAAAUGUCACG
Pogonomyrmex barbatus (red harvester ant) is the source of this 3136-nucleotide messenger RNA. RefSeq names its product lachesin. Gene Ontology annotation, cellular component: neuron projection. Lineage: Eukaryota; Metazoa; Arthropoda; Insecta; Hymenoptera; Formicidae. The record is from RefSeq and is a predicted model, not a curated record.